AUAGGUAGGUAUUUAGUAAAAAAAAAUACCUAGGUACUUCUAGGUAGGUACCUACCUAUAUAUUUUCAGGGUUUAUAAAAUAUUGCUUAUUUUACUGAAAUUCAGCAUGAGUUCCAAUAAGAAUAUAACCCAAAAACUACCAGAUGGGUGGGUGCUCUGUUCUUCAAAGUCGAAUCCAGGGCGGAAAUACUAUUUCAAUAGGAAAACCGGAAAAUCUUCUUGGUCAGAACCGCAGGCUGAUGAUAAAAGUGGACAAAGCAAAGAAAAGAGUAAAAGGGAGAAAGCGAAGAAAAAUGAGAAGCUAAAAAAGAUAGAAGCCCAAAGAAAGGCUACCAAAAGAAAGAGUGACAGUCAAGAAGGUAGUUCUGCUAAGAAGAAAAAUAAAACAGACCAUCCAUCACCAGAAAAACGGGUCAGACCCAGUCCAAGCAAGCACAAUGUUGUACCAAAAGCCAGCAAAACAAGCCCAAAAAAAGGUAGCCCACCACAAAAAACACCUUCAAAGAACAUUGCCAACAGCAGACUUACACAACUACGUGCUAGACUGAGUGCUGAAAUAGAGAAGAAUGUAAGUGUCACUGAAAAUUCACCUACUAAACACAAAGUCAGCCCAAAAAUCAAUGAAACACCUCCAAAAAUAAGUAAACUUGAAACAAAAAGCCCUCAGUUAAAUGACACUAAAUGUUCCACGACAAAUCAGUCUCCUAGUAGUGACAGUAUACAGUCCAUCCCUUCACCGUCACAAUUUUUUGCGGCAAACAAAAUAAUAUCAUCCAUGAAAGCACAGUUGCCAGAGAAAUAUUGUGACAAAACAAAACAGAAAGACACGUUUGCAGACAUAGAAGAAGGUAUUUGCAACCAAACAGCUGAAUAUCCGUUUAUGAAGCAUCCAGCCACUCCACCUCAGUUUUCUGAGGCGAGUAAGCUAGUUUCAGCAAUCAAAUCAAAACUGUCAUAUAAAGGAGUGAGUAAAGAAGGGAAUUUGGAGACAUUUCGGAGUGCACAGGAUAGAAUGAAUGCAAUGAGAUCUAGGUUCAGUAAUGAGACUGCUACAUCAGAGGAUGAUGCUGUGGUUAAUGUUGCCACAUGUAAUGAUGAUGUGGAAGCUAUGGAUGUGGACUGUAAAGAGAUCUCGCAAAAUGUACCUGUGGUACCUGUACAACACACAAAUGAGAAAGUAAAUUUUUGCCGAGACAAUAAGGAUGACUUAGUUUUAGUGGUUGAUACAAAUGUGUUUAUUCACGAGCUGGAUAGCAUCAAAAAUGUUCUCAAUUCACAUAUAGAAGGUUACAAAGAACAACCAACGCUCUUAGUACCGUGGAGAGUGAUCAGUGAACUGGACAGGCUGAAGGACAAUAAUAAUGGUAACGGAGUGCUCUGUAAAAGAGCUAAAUCCGCUAUGGACUACUUGUACAAGUCACUGCCCGAAAAUAGCAGGAUAAAGGGCCAGUCCCUGAGGGACUCCAAUUCGCACAUCUACCCGUGCGAGGUUCCAGACGAUGAGAUACUCAACUGCUGUCUGCAGCAAGCUGAGAGAGGAAAGUCGGUGAUACUAGUGUCAAACGACAAGAACCUGUGCAACAAGGCGGUGAUAAACUCGGUGAAGUGCAUGAGCACGUGCGAGCUGCGGCCGGCGCGCGCGCACGCGCGCUGCUGCCGCGACGCGCUGCGCCGCCUGCUCGCCGCCAUGCUCGAGAAUGAAAUGCGGGCGAAGUACAACAAUCUGUGGCAACACAUUUUAUUCAAGGCUCCGCCUUGGACGUUGGAUGAUGUGUUGCAAUGUUUGCUCAAACAUUGGAUAGCCGUAUUCAACGAAGUAUUUCCCAGGGUAGUCGAGCAUUUGAUCACGGAUCUAAGAAACAGUUUACUGGCUAUAGAGAGUAAAGAUCCAAAAUCCGUUUCACAAGCGGAAGUGGCAAAUUUCCAAGAGCUAUGCUUGGAGAUCGCGAAGAAAUGCCAGAUUAUACCAGAAUACAUGGAAUUGGCUAAACUGACAGUAGAGCGCAUAGAGAAAAAGGAGGCGGCUGAGGAGGACACGGCCGCUGUUGAUGCCUUUGAGGCGCUUUGGAGGAUAUUCUCAAGAUAUUGCGAUGCUCUGUCAAAAGCAUUAGGAAUUCCACACAAUAUUCAAGUGGAAUCAGAUGUGCCCAGUAAUGAAACACUGGAAGCGUUACUCGAGAGAUUCAGCGAGUUCACGCAUCAUAUACGGAUUCUCACUGAAUCAAUACAGGGAGUGUUAUCAGAUUCAUCAGGGCCGCUUGACCACCGAGUGUCCAGACUGUGUGUCGCGAUAUCUGACAGUCUCCUGCUGUUGGGUGUCAGCUCUAAGCCUUCCGUCGACUGUAUACAGACAUUUUGCGAUACUAGCAGCAAUAUGCUGGAAGAAGCCCACACGAAGUUCGCUCAACUGGUCGACCUACUCGAUUCGUGCCAACGCAGCAUUCAAGGUAACUAAUCACUAUGUCUUUAUCUUGUACAGUCGCCGACACAAGUGUUACCCAACUAAAAUCUUUUUACAAUCGUCGAGAAAUGUGUCUUAUCGAAACCAAAGUAACAAGGUAACAUUGACGGGCGAUUUUCGUCUUUUUGGCUCGUAUACAAAUUAUAUGAGAAGCACAAUGUGCUGUUUGAAGUAAAUUGAACAUAUUAAUAAAGUCGGUGCACAAUGACUGCGUAAAACGUAUGCGCAUUUUUUGGCACUGUGCGUUUAUGCCAGCCACGAUUUCAUACGAAAAACGCGCACGCGUUACGCUGUCGAUCUGUAACCGCCUUAUAUUGCCUAAAUUAUUAGGCAAUACUGCCUGCUGUGUUCUUCAGUAUUGCCUAAUAAUAUAUACUAGUGUAACACUUUUAUUGCUGCUAUUAGAAAUGCGUGAAAUAAAUUAAAUCUGGCACAGUCAACAGUACAUCAAAUUACCCUGCAUGAACUUCUAUGGCGCGGCAACAGCGGCGAGUUUGCAAUGAAUUUGGGUAGGUGGUGCUGUUGACUGUACAAGUACAAUCGUCUUCACAAAUGCUUGUGAUUAAGGCGUAGAUUGUCACUUUCGCAAAAUACCAUGACAUUCGACAUUUGUAAUUUCAGUAAAUAUAUAUCUGUUUCUCUGUUAGUUCGACGUCCAUAAUAAUCAAUGUGUGUUUAGUAUAUGUAAGUAAUAUAGAUGAGGAUAUUUUACAAGUGAAGAACAAUAAGAUGUUUUACAAGAAAGUGACAUUCCUCGCCACUGUCAUUUGAGAUGGGUACAACUAUGUACAGGUGACUGCAUGUCAAGGUACUUUGUAUGGAACUCUAUGCUUCGGUAAUAGGACCGAAUUUGCUUUAAAUUUGGGCAAGUUGAUUCGUUGUUGACUGUAACUCAUUAAAUAAAUGUAAAGUAUUUUCAUGGUAAAACUUUCGUUGUUUUACCUUUGUGAGUUUGGUUCUAUUUUGUUUCUUUAGUGGCGCGGUUGUCAUUCGUUAGUACAGUCACCAACAAAAACAUGUCCAAUUUAAUCUUUUUUAAUGUCUAAUUCGACACGUCUUUUCGUAAUCUUAAGUCCACAAAGUUAAAUUGCCUCAACGCAGCUUUACUGCUCCAUCGUUUUGUUUAUGUAUUGGUUUGACAUUGAUAUACAGUAAAAAUACUGCUUUGAUCCGUUGCGGCGACUUAACAGAACGCAUUGCGACGGAACAGUGACGCCACGCUCUAUGUCUUAAUUAAAUUUGGUUUAGUUCAGAUGUAAUUUUAUAUUUAUUGCAAAUAAAAUUAUCUUUAUCUUUUUUUUAUAUGCCUUUAUUAUUUAUUUAGAGUGCAAUAAAAUUAUAUUAACACUUGUGACGGCGACUGUCCCUUUAACUAGUCCAAUAAUAUGUCUGUACAAAUAUUGUACCAAUUUAGAAAAUUAUAAAAAAAAAAUGUAUAUCUCUCGAUUUUGUAACGAAGUUCCUUUCAUAUUUGGUUUAAACAUUGUGCUGUUAAAAGGUCACAUUGGUUUGUUUAAGUCAGUUUUUAUAGUAAUUUUCUUCUUUUCUAUUCUUUAUGGCCAGUUCACAACUUUUCAUUUCUUGGAUAUAUGAAAUUUGUUACUGAUUUUUCCAAAUGCGAUAUGAAUUAUUGACCAGGGUAUAGAUUUUAAUUUUUUUUUUCGUUGCGGUAAAUAAAAGCUCUCAUACAAACUACGCAAUAUUCUUGCAAUCGCGUCGGCAUUUGUCCGAAUUCGUUAAUAGCGUAUAGCCUAUAUGAAACAUUCUAAAAAACUUUGUGAUUCAGAUUUAUAUACAACCUAUAAUAUACAUAAGGAUCUUGUAUAUUUUUUGCAUGUCAUGUUUUUUUGUUUAAGUGUAGUACAAUUUAAAAUAUGGAUAACUCUCACUGUCGAUUGUACUCGUCUUCAAAACGAUCUCCUAAUUCAAUUGAAACUAUCGCCUACUCCGCGAAUGACGUAAAAAUGACUUAGGUAAUUAUACUUUUGUAUUUCACUGUACAUUAUUGUUUUUAAUAUUGUUGUAGUGUGAAAGGAGCUUCAAUGUCUUUCAAGACUGACUAAUUAUUAUGUUUUGACGCUGUUGCGUCUUUAAACAACUUGUAAACUAAUGUUUUGUUCUAUCCCAACUGAAUGUAUAAAUAUCUGACUGUUUUAUUGUGGACCGAGGCCAGAUGAGUCAUAUAUAUUUGUGUAAAAGAAUGUAUGAAUCAUUUCUGUCUGAAACAUGUAUUAAGUACUAGGUAAUACUAUGUUUUGCGGUUGGAAUAUAGCAUGAAAAUACAUUAUUUGUUCACGAAUUGAGGGUAAACAAAACAAAAAAAAAAGGGAAUACAGAAAAUUAACAAUAUAUCUUAAACUAAAUAAUAAUAUAAGUUUCAAAAUUCAAAAAAGAAUCUAUUGAAUUUGAACGAAUAUCUUCGCAAAUAGAGCGGUCUUUGUUCAACAGCUACCUUAAAUAUCACGUUUAUGGUGUAGAUUUCUUAAUAAAAGUUACAAAAUUGUAGUCGGGUUGAUUUUAUAUUUGUAAUUUUGUUUCGACUUUCCAAAUAACUUUAAAACUUCGUAUUACCAAAUACAAAUAGUAUAAAUUAUUACAAUAAUCUUAAAUAUAUUUAUUUAAUCUAGAGUAUACAUACAUGUUUUUUUACAAUUUUCUGACCUUGUCACGUACCAUAACUUCAUCGGAUAAGAUCAACGACUGAGACCUCGGUUCCUUUUCUUCAUUGAUCUCUAUUCACUAUUCUUUUCAGUUAUAUUUAUCACCUGCAUUAUAGUUUCGAAUAUGAAUUAUUCAAUAUACCAUAUUUGAAUAAAAUAUACGCUGUGUCAUUGUGUGGCACAAUAUUUUAUUGUGAGGCGAGCGUGUAGGAUUUUUUGUUUUAAAUUUCAUUGAAAUUAAUUUUAAUGCACAAAAACUAACUAACUCCAACUCACCUAAAAUUAAAUUCUUUGUUUAGUGUAGCAUAAUUUGUCAAUUUGUUAUUUAUUUCGCUCGUGUCAUAGACUAUAUGUCUAGUGACAUUUGAAGCAUAUAAAUAUUUAAUCUGUAAGGCCUCGGUCUGCGCAUUAUCAUAUAAGCGUUUAUCUAUUUGUAUAUAGAGAGUUACGGGUAUAUGUGUUUGUAAAUAAUUGUAUACACGCUAGAUAUGUAUCUAAAAUGAGCUCGAAAUGGGGGACGUCGUUGUAAAGAUUGUAUGUAAAAUGAUUGUAUUUUGAAAGUGGCGGAAAAUCUUUUUGUACAAAGAUUUUCUUGAGUUCUGAUGGAUUUUCGAAAGAGUUAGUAGAGUAGUUUAAAAAUUAUCAUAUUUGUAAACAGUUGCAAAGGUAAUAUACAUAUAUAUGUAUACAUGUAUAUGUGAUAUUGGUUAUGUAUGUGUUACAGUUCUUUAUAACGAUUGUCCUUUGCCAAGUACUUUUAUGAACGUUACGUUCGUAGCAAAAUAUUUUGAUUCGAAUUCUAAAUUCAACAAAUGCUACAUACGACAUAAUACGGAACAGGCAUUAUUUUCAUAUAAACUUACACCCGCCAUUAUGAUCAUGAUCAUCCCUGUUCAAACAUGAUCUAAUCAUCAUGUUUGAACAGGGAUCUUUAACUAUAUGCCUAACAAAUUUUAUCCAAUCGGUCCAAUUGUUUGGUCGUGAAAGCGGAACAGACAGACAGACUUUCGCAUUUAUAAUAUUAUUAUUAGAUUACCUAGAUCCAAAUAGUUUUGCUACGAAUCUAAAUAUUUUCAAAUCAAUGUAACAUUUCCGUUAUAUAAUAUGAAAUAUAUAAUGUUAUAAGUAAAAGUAAAACUUUUCGGGCGUUUUCGCUGCCCAUUUAAACAUAUUUUCUUCUUCUAUUUGUUUAAGUUUAAUUUUAAACAAAAAAAAAAGCGUUUCACGAAACAUGUAUUUUUUAACGUCCGAAUACUCAAGACCAUUUAAGCAAAAAUGUUCCAUUCCGUCGUUGUCAUCAUAGAAAUCGGAAUAUAUUCCGUCUUUGUCUCUCUACAUCUACACGAGAGAGAAAAACGUUUUUGCUUUUUUAUUAUUAUUUUAGUAUAAUGUGUUAUUUUCCAGGGUUUCAACAAUCUUUAACAAAAAAUGACAUGUUAGGCCGCCUUUAUUCUAGUGAGUUAUUACGUAAGUUAUUUGUAUGAAAAAUUACACUGAGCUACUCGGAAAGAGUGUUGUUUACAUUACCGAAAAUUAAAGUAAAACUUAGGUAACAAUUAGUGUAAAGGCGGCCUAAGAGUAAAAUACAAUUUUUUUGACAUUUAAGUAUUAGCCUCCAAAUUCAUUCAAACAAAUUGAUCUCUUGGAUGAUUGAACUGUCGAACACAAUUUCGCUAAUAUAUUUUCGUCUUAUUACAAUUAGUCUUUGUAUUACGAUUUGUUCUUUUAGGAUAAACAGGAUUAAAAUAUAUGAAAUAAAAAAUAAUAAAAAUUUCUAUAUGUUCAUAGGGUAUCCAUCCGGUGUAAUGAUUCUUGACUGCUGACCUUGUAGCAAUGUGGUGUUUACAUAUUUCCUAUCUGUCAAUACAUAUAUAGUCCUAAAAUAUUUCCUUAUGUGUUAACUGUCAAUAAAUGUUAAUUAUUUUUA
Plodia interpunctella (Indianmeal moth) is the source of this 7048-nucleotide messenger RNA. It is a transcript of the gene Swt1, whose product is annotated as Swt1 RNA endoribonuclease. The record is from RefSeq and is a predicted model, not a curated record. NCBI's taxonomy places the organism in Eukaryota, Metazoa, Arthropoda, Insecta, Lepidoptera, Pyralidae. The transcript is spliced from 12 exons. The coding region runs from base 107 to 2455 and encodes 782 amino acids. Gene Ontology annotation, cellular component: nucleus. Gene Ontology annotation, molecular function: protein binding.